This is a messenger RNA of Gavialis gangeticus (Gharial), 1441 nucleotides long. It is a transcript of the gene DND1, whose product is annotated as DND microRNA-mediated repression inhibitor 1. Gene Ontology annotation, molecular function: mRNA binding. Gene Ontology annotation, biological process: negative regulation of miRNA-mediated gene silencing; germ cell development; mRNA stabilization. Bases 200 to 1216 code for a protein of 338 amino acids. The transcript is spliced from 5 exons. The record is from RefSeq and is a predicted model, not a curated record. Lineage: Eukaryota; Metazoa; Chordata; Crocodylia; Gavialidae. Gene Ontology annotation, cellular component: cytoplasm; nucleus.
ACCCACUGUCCAGAGUUAAAACUUAUUUGGCCGUGUUGGAGGUUUUCUUUUCACUGUUUAUCCCUGCUCAGUCCUCCUUGGGCUUCAGUUGCUUAAAAGAUGGCACCCAAACCCUGUUGCUUUCCUGAUUUGGCACCUGUGCUGAGCCUACAUCAUAGACUCUCUCUCACUUGCUUCCUGCCCUUUUCUCUGCUUGCUGAUGUGGAGUGACACCAUCAAUCAGGCCAAUAAAACAGCUCUGCUGGCCUGGGUGAAAGAAACUGGCAUCCACCUGGUACAAGUCAAUGGUCAGAGAAAGUAUGGAGGUCCCCCACCAGGCUGGGUUGGAGAUCCCCCACCAUCUGGCUCAGAGGUCUUUAUUGGAAAGCUCCCUCAAGACAUGUAUGAAAACAAACUGAUCCCUCUCUUCCAAAGUGUGGGAAAACUUUAUGAGUUCCGCCUGAUGAUGACAUUCAGUGGGCUCAACCGUGGCUUUGCUUAUGCCAAGUACAGUGAUUGCCAUAGCGCACAAGUGGCUAUUACAACUCUGAACAAUUUUGAGGUGCAGAAGGGCUGCCUCAUCAUGGUCUGCAAGAGCAUAGAGAAAUGUGAGCUCUGUAUGGAUGGCCUCCCCUCCUCAGUGAAUUUGGGGCAGCUGCAGAUGGUAUUACAAGAGGUGACCACAGGAGUUGAGAAUGUGUCACUAUAUCCCAACCCCUCCAGAAAACAGGGACGGCUUGCCGUGCUGAAAUACCAUUCUCAUCGGGCUGCUGCCAUGGCCAAGAAAACGCUAGCAGAAGGUAAUUUGGAUCUACAUGGAGAAGAAAUUCAUGUGGACUGGCUCAAACCAGAGAUGAAGCAGAAGCUCCGUAACAGCUUGGGGAAAACUUCCUCUGAAGGCUUGAAGCUUGGUUGUGAUGGUGGUGCUUCGAGCCAGAGGCCUGAUGGCCCAGUGCCUUUCCCCUUGCAUGUGCCACUCUCCAGUAUGUUGGAUUACCUCAGUGCUUUGUGCAAGAAGCAGCAGCUGGGGGAACCUGUGUAUCUGACUAAAUGUGUCCAAGUGAAUCCUGAUGGCUGGAUGAGGUUUUGGUACCAAGUGGUGAUUCCAGGCUAUCCGUCCCCUUUCAGUGGGUUUAUAUGGAUCAAGCCAGACCAGUCUGGCUUGAGUGAACAUGAAAAAGCCAAGAAUGCUGCAGCAUUUCAAGUACUCAAAACUUUAGGGUACCCACUGUUUUAGGCUGACUGCUUCUACAGAACUUCAUGCUUUCCUUUGCUGCUGCUGUGACCCUGUGGAAGCAAGUUGACAGCUUUGGUGUGUGGGCAUGUGCUGCAAGGGGCUGCUGUUUAUUUUGGACUUGUUUUGUAAGCUGGUCUUACAAGACAGGAACACAAUCAUUCUUUGAGGAGGCUAUUCCUGCCUCCUUAGUCACGUUAAGGUUUUUUUUUGUUUUGUUUUUUGUUU